Geodia barretti is the source of this 1016-nucleotide messenger RNA. NCBI's taxonomy places the organism in Eukaryota, Metazoa, Porifera, Demospongiae, Tetractinellida, Geodiidae. The record is from the annotation of a GenBank genome assembly.
UGACAGCCUCGUGACUAGCUAAAGCAAAAGGAGAGAGACUGGGAAAAUGAAGAUACUUCUGGUUCUAGCAGUUGCAGUUGUGGUGGCAGUGUCAGGGUUUCCUUCCUGCACCAACCUAGGCCCAUCACAAUUACUCUGCCAGGUGUUUCUGGGAGGCACCCACUUCUGCCCCGCCACUUCGUGUGCACAGAUCGCCCAAACCAGGGUGUGGGACGCUAAAGACGGCUACUAUUGGCUCACUACCGACAACGAUGUGUCUCAGGUUUACUGUGCACACAGUAUCACCCCGAGGGAGCCGCGAGGUUGGAUGCGAGUUGGACUCAUCGAUGCUAAAACCAGCUGUCCGUCAGACCUGGCAUACUUUGUUGCUGGCAAUCGGAAAGUUUGUAGGAAGACAGUCAAUGCUGGUUGCAGCUCUGUUACUUUCAAAAGUAACGGAAUAAGCUACUCAAAAGUGUGCGGACGAGUCUACGGGUACGCAGACCGCACUGUGGAUGGGUUUAAGAUACACGGGGUUUGCCGGGGUUUGAAGAAGUGUACCAUAGAUCAGCCAUACAUGGACGGUGUGAGCAUCACCCACGGCAGACCUCGACAGCACGUUUGGACUCUGGCAGCCUCGACCUUCUCAUCACUCGGUCAGUGUCCGUGCAGUGACAAUCCAAAGCUGACCGCCCCCCGCCCGUACGUCGGAGGUGAUUACUACUGCGACAUUGAAAAGAGCGGCACGUUUCUCGAUGAAGAUCGGCUGUGGGACGGGAAAAGUUGUUCAGUAGGUGGAGAGGCAUGCUGUAAGAGGGCCAACUGGUUCUGUAAGGACUUGCCCCAGCCCACCAAUGAAGAUAUAGAGUUUAGACUCUGCGCAGACCAGGUCAGGAGAGACGAAGACGUGUACAUUGAGUUUGCUGAGAUAUACGUACAGUGAAAUCAACUGGGACUUGAUCAUUACCAUAGUUUUAGACUAUCUGUGAUUGAACACAAUGUAUUCUAUGUAUACAUGCUAAUCAAUGAAGUUAUUA